CUGCUCCCUUUCCUUCCGGGUUGCAGCCGCGGCCGCUCCUCCUGCCGUGCCUGGGCCAUGGGGGCGGCUGCUGGCGCCGCCGCCCAUGAGGGAGCUGUGGCCGCAGCGCCGCUGGACCCCGGGCGCGGGCUGUCCCUGCCCCGGGGGCCUGGGAGCUCUGCGGCAUCCCAGGACAAGCUCUUCUUAAUCAAAGGUGGAAUUUUUCUAGGUACUGUUGCUACAGCAGGAAUGAUAGCAGGUUUUGGCACUACACUUGCAAUGACAAAAAAGAAGAACCCUGACUGGUUCAGUAAGGGGAUUACUCCCACAGCUGCACUACCAGAGAGUGGUUCAUCACUGGCCUUACGAGCCCUAGGGUGGGGCUCGCUCUAUGCAUGGUGUGGAGUUGGAUUGCUGAGUUUUGCCAUCUGGAAGGCUCUGGGCGUGCACAGCAUGAAAGAAUUCCGAAGUAAGAUGCAGUCAAUCUUUCCAGCAAUUCCUAAAAAUAGUGAAUCCAGUGUUGAAUGGGAAAACUUACUUAAAUCCAAAUGAAAGACUCAGAGCCAUUUGAAGGUGUCUCUUCCAGCGAGAACAAGAGUGGAAGUAGCAGAAGUGUCCCCUCUGGAAAACAAAGAAGACUCAGACUGAGCAAGUUACUGACUGAGUGCACGGAACCUGGGAAUGCCAGUAAACAUCCAGGAGCAAGGGAGUUCAAGCCAAACCAAACCAAUUAGUACUAUACUUUUUAGCAUGUUUGGUAUGGUUGAUGAUGUUUUCAUGAGAAAAUGAACCCUCCAAGAUAACUUGGAUUCAGCUGGAAAAAAGACUUUUUUGAAGACUUAGAGAAAACACUAAGUUUCUUCUUGAUUAGUUGAUUGAUGUUAUUGAUUAGUAAAUAUAUGAAUAUAAUCCAAAUAAACUCCUGUCCCAUCCUGCAUUUCAAGAAGAAUUUUAUGAAAUUUCUCUAGGAAACGAAAACAGUACUUUCAGUGACUUGUCCUGUUAGGAAUAUAACCAUCAAGUCAAUCAUAACAGAUCUCUUGCUGAGCCUGAGGGUAAAGCAUAUAGUGCACUCUUCAAAAAGAAAGGACAUAUUUGAAUUUGCAACAGAGAAAAUAUCUAAAUCAUUUUUAUAUGUCUGAAGGGUAAGUUUAAAACCCAGUAUUGCAAGUAGUGACCUACAAGCUCCUCUGCAGAGCAUUAGAAGAGAUCUCUACAAAGGUCACUGUUUUCUCAGUAUUAACUUUUUAAAAUUGGAUCCCACAAUAAUGAAUUUGAUUGUGUGUAUAAAAGUCUCUACUAUAUUUGUAUGUCAAUUGAAAUAGUAAGUGAAAAAGUUAUAAAAUAGUAAGACACCCAGUCAGUCUUACACAAAUGUUUUCAGCUGAGAAAGUGUAUGGGCAGGACUAAUUUGGUGUGUUCCAGUCAUUUCUGUGGCUCUUCUACCAGGAAAAGCAAUGUGACAUUUUCCACAUUGCAGCAAUCUCAUGAAGUGUGGGUGUAAACCAGAAAGAGUAAUGUCUUACUCAAAUGUAUUUGCAGAACUGAAGAUAUGUAAAACUGGAGAAAUAAAAAAAAAGUGCCAUCAGUGAACUGUCCUCUGUUGCUUGAUUAGAAGAUUUUCUUAUCAAUUGCACAAAGUCCAGUUAGUCAGUUGUCAGAUUUAAUAAAGUUCUUGUAAAACUUG
This is a messenger RNA of Poecile atricapillus (Black-capped chickadee), 1666 nucleotides long. RefSeq names its product transmembrane protein 242 (gene TMEM242). The record is from RefSeq and is a predicted model, not a curated record. Bases 58 to 531 code for a protein of 157 amino acids. The transcript is spliced from 4 exons. NCBI's taxonomy places the organism in Eukaryota, Metazoa, Chordata, Aves, Passeriformes, Paridae.